UGCCUUGGUGGCUGCGGGUGCGUACUCGGCGUCCGCGCGUGCGCAGCGGAGAUGGGCUUUCUCUGUGUAACAGCCUGGCUGUCCUGGAACUCACUUGGUAGACCAGGCUGACCUCAGACUCACAGGGAUCCUCCUGCUUCUGCCUCCCAAGUGCUAGGAUUAAAGAGAUGGAGCCCUAUUCCUGUGACACUUUUGUGGCCUUACCUCCAGCCACAGCUGGUAAUAGGGUCAUUUUUGGGAAAAAUUCAGACAGACUCUUCGACGAAGUACAAGAAGUAAUUUACUUCCCAGCUGCAGUGCACAAUGAUUUAAGCAAACGUCUUAAGUGUACUUACAUAGAAAUUGACCAGGUGCCUGAAACAUAUGCUGUUGUCCUUAGUCGCCCAGCUUGGUUGUGGGGGGCAGAAAUGGGAGCCAAUGAGCAUGGAGUCUGCAUUGGGAAUGAAGCUGUAUGGGGAAGAGAGGCCAUUUCUAAGGAGGAAGCACUUUUGGGCAUGGAUCUUGUCAGACUUGGCCUUGAAAGAGCUGAUACAGCUGAAAAAGCUCUCGAUGUCAUUGUCGACUUAUUAGAAAAAUAUGGCCAAGGUGGAAAUUGUGCAGAGGGUGAAGAAUUUAGCUAUUACAACAGUUUCCUGAUAGCGGAUAGGAAUGAAGCUUGGAUUCUGGAGACGUCAGGGAAGUACUGGGCAGCAGAGAAAGUCCAAGGAGUUCGUAAUAUUUCCAAUCAGCUCUCCAUAACAACCAGGAUCGACCGGGAGCAUCCGGACAUGAGGAACUAUGCUAAGCAGAAAGGCUGGUGGGAUGGCCGGGAGGACUUUGAUUUUGCUGCAGCAUACUCUUAUAUCGACACAGCUUCAAUGAUGACGUCACCAAGCAGAUACUGUCAGGGCUACAAGCUUCUGAAUAAGCACAAAGGAAACAUAACUUUCGAAACAAUGAUGGGGAUUCUUCGAGAUGAACCAAGUGGCAUCAAUAUGAAGGGAGAAUUCCUGAGCACCGCAAGCAUGGUUUCUGUUUUACCUCGAGAUUCCAGCCUGCCUUGCGUUCACUUCUUUACGGGGACUCCACAUCCUGAGAGGUCUGUUUUUAAGCCUUUCAUAUUUGUACCACAUAUUUCACAACUGUUCGAUACGCAGUCACCAACAUUUGAACUUGAAAGGCCCCUGGCAAGGAAGCCAUAUGUCAAGCCUGACAGAAGACACCCACUCUACCAAAAACAUCAACAGGCCUUGGAAGUGAUAAGUCACAAUAAGGAAAAAAGCAAGACAAUGCUGGAAAACAUGAGGAAGCUGGAAAAAGAAGUGUUUGAGGAGAUGGAAUCAGUUCUCCAAAGCAAACAUCUUGACGUGGAUAAAACUGUUAAUCUCUUUUCUCAAUGUGUAAAAGAUGAAAUUAAAAUUUAUCAGUCAAAUAUUAGCUCUUAAUGAUAUAUACAUGGUCAAAAAUCUUCCCCAUUGCCCUGAUAAAUGGAUACAAAGGUACUUUAAGGAGAUCUGAUCUUUUCUUCAUAAUACUAAGUGACAUUCUGACUGUUAAAGUCACAGUAAUGAGUAUUCAGUUGCAAAAAGCACAAAACAUUAACAUGAUACAUAGGCUAUUUUAUUAUAUUCCAUAGUGCCCUUCAGGCAUUUUCUCAGUUAAGAAAGCUCGGAGCUUCUUAUUGAAAAAAAAGCAAUGGGAAGUAUGUCAAGUGAGUUUUUGUGCUUUAGGCAAAUAAUAACCAGCCUUAGAAAAAUUAGAAAACUGUCUGAAGUCUAAUGCCGCAUCCCCUCAGAACUGUCUUUCUGUUCUCUUGGAAGUUUUCCUCUCUCAGAAUGCGGUGCGGCUGGAGUCUUAGAGGCGUGUCUUUUCAGAUUGGCUCCUCCCACACAGCUUUCUCCACGCCUCUGCUGCCAUAGCUCAUUUCUUCUGAGCGUGGAAUCUGCCUUUCUGUGGGUGUGUCACCACUGAAGGGCAUCUUGGUUGUUUCCAGACUUGGGCAAUUGAGAGUAAAGUGUGCAAGUGACUGUAUAAGUUCUGAGUGUUCAGCCCAUUCAGGUUAGGGCCGAGGCAACCGUAGAGCCAUCUUCCAGAUGCUGCCAUUUCUGCCCCCUUGAGCCCAUUGUUUCCUUCCCAGCUAGUUGUCAGUGUGUGGGGAUUUGGCCAUUCUAAUAAGUGUACGGUUUUUCACUUCUUUAGGUAACAGGGAUUGAUCCUAUAACCUUGUACUUCCUUUUUCAGUUGAAUUUGUAAUUCCAAAUGGUAUAUGACGCUGAGGUACAUUUUGAACGCUUAUUUCCAUUUGUACAUUUGAUGGGGUGUCUGGGUCUUGGCCCAUUCUAUAAUCAGAUGCUUCUGAUUUACUUAUUUUACUUGGGAGUCUACCCUUUUUCUUAGCCUUUAAAUUUUUACUUUAUAUGUAUGAGUGUUUUGUUUCAUGUAUGUCUGUGUACCAGGCACAUGCCUGGUGUCGUCAGACGGUAUGAGAUCCUCUGCAACUGGAGUUUCAGAUGGCUGUGAGCCGCCGUGUGGGUGCUGGGCACCAAACCCAGGUCCUAUGCAAGAACAACAAGCAACUCUUAACCACGAUCCACUCUCCAGCCCCUCCCACCGCUCAAGUCUAAAACUCUUAAAGCUCGUUGUUCUUAGGAUAAAGCCUCAAUCCUUAACACAUCUGCCCUUUUUAUAUAUUACUGCACGUUUGCUAUUGAUUUUUGUUUCAACGAUGGUGGUCUUUCAGGUCCUUACAUGCGCAUUCCUGCCCCAUGGCUGCUCCCUCUGCUUGCUCCUUCCAUUUCCGUGAGUAGUUCUCUUCAUCUUUAGAGCUUGCUGGCAAAUGAGCUUCUUAGGAUUAUAUUAAUUAAUUAUACAUUAAUUAUAUUAAUCAUACAUUUAAAAUUAAUCCAAAUUAAUCAUACAUUUAAUUAUUUCACAGAAAAAGUUCCAUGAAGGCCCAUUGUUCAAUAUUAUGUUUGGAUGCUUUGGUAUUAUAUAAUACUUAUUAAAGGAACAAAUACUGGUGAAAAGAAUGUAUACAGACCUUUCUACAGAAAUUUAAAGUUAUUUAUCUGUAUAACUUGGUAGCCUCCUAAGUUUGAACCCUAGAAAAAUUCAAGGAUUAUAAGGCUAUGUGAGUUGAUGUAUAGAGAUUGUUAUUGUGUAUGUAUACAACAGGAUAUUUGAGAUGUGAGCGCUCAUGUUGGUAAUUAAUGCCUUGUGUAUAUUAGAAAUUUUAGUAUUUUCUUAAAUUUCAUCUGUUGUAAGAGUAAAAAUAAUAAACUUAGUUAUUUUACAUAAAAUUGGCUUAUUUGAUCUUUGAUGAAAAUAUAAGCUUAUAUAUUAAUCUCUAAUACAUUUCCUUAAAAAUAAUUAUACAGAGUGAAAGUUUGGAAGCAGAGUUUCUCUUUGUAAAAGUAUUGGUUGGCUGGGUUUUUUGAGACAGAGUUUCUCUGUAUAGCCUUGGUUGUCUUGGAACUCACUCUGUAGUCCAGGCUGGACUCGAACUCAAGAGAUCUGCCUGACUCUGCCUUUUGAGUGUUGGAAUUAAAGGCAUGUGCCACCACCGCCUGACUAAUUCUAAACAGAAUUUUACAAAAUACUUUUGCAAUGUUGGCCCACACCUUUAAUCCCAGCACUCAGGAGGCUGAGGCAGUGGGAACUGUGAGUUCGAGGCCAGCCUGGUCUACAGAGCAAGUUCCAGGACAGUCAGGGCUGCACAGAGAGACCUGUCUCGAUAAAAAACUGCAGGAAUGUAAAGGCCACCUUUUCCUGGAGAGCACUCUAUGAUCUUGGACUCUGCUUCCGGUGUCACUCAUCUCCUGACCACUUAUAAAGAUGUCUACUGACAGCCUGCUUGCUCCAAACCCUGCAGAGCCAGAAGGUCAUGAGACAGUCCAGGAAACUCACUCAGAAAGCACCCAGAGUUUACAGACAAGACUUGGGUGGUAUGGUCAGCAUUAUUUGGAUCAUCCAAGGAAAAGAUGGUGACAGUGCCAGUUAAAAUAAGUAUUUUAUUGAGAAACGUGCUGUCAGUGAGAAGGGAACAUACAAAUAUGUCCAUCUAAUAAUUAGCUUAUCCUCAAUCCUAGAAUUAGUCCUAGAAACAUCCCUUGAAGGCCUCCGUCCUCUGAAACAGCAACUCACUCUGACCUAUGGUUUUCUUUUAGAGCCUCCCAUGGAAAAUAAUGUUUCAGAUCCCUCCAUCUGGGCAAACAAAGGAGCAGACCUAAUGCGGUUCGCUCACAAACAAAACAGACUCCUGCACUUGAAUUCGAGUUGCUUGCGGGCGUGUGGAUUCUGUCUGGUGUCACCAGAGGCUGCUGGAGCAGAUGUUUCUGCACACUCCUAGGCGUGGGGAGUUACAGUUGGCCGUGUCUUUUAUCCCCCUAAGUUUUAGAGUGAUGUUUUUCUGCCUAAAACAUCCUAUUUCCAUGAUCAUAACAUAACUAAGUAUCAUUUCUUUUUAAAUACACUAGGCUUCCAUGCAAGUUUUUUUUAAUUAUGCAUUUGCUUAAUUAAUGUAUAUUUAAUUAUACAUUAAAAGGGUCAGGGCACCAACCCCAUAAAUAAUUUUCUAGGUGGCUCUUGUAUAUGAAACACUAUGAGAUAAAUAAUGUUUAAAAUAAGUUAAACUAUCACUGAUAUCUAUUAAUCAAGUAGUUGUUCAAAGGCUGUGCAAAUUAUCUGAAGAUAAAGCUUUAUCUGAAGGUGUUAUGUUCUGGCGUGGGGACCCUGGAGAAGAGUGUCUCCUGAGAGAAGAGGUGUUGAAAUGGGAUUUGCCCUUCUAAGGGUGAAGAGACCAGAGCCCUUCCCUCUCGUGGGUGCGGCACCAUCUGUGAACCUGCUGAGUGUGCCGCCUUGAUCUAGCACUUACACUUACUACUUACUUACUAUAAGGAAGAUUUCCUCUUGCCUGUGGGCUAUCUCACUGUAAGAAAGACUUCCUCUUGCUUGUGGGCUAUCUCAUUCAUGUCAUUUUUUUU
Messenger RNA from Alexandromys fortis (reed vole), 4961 nucleotides. RefSeq names its product secernin 3 (gene Scrn3). The transcript has 9 exons. Gene Ontology annotation, biological process: proteolysis. Lineage: Eukaryota; Metazoa; Chordata; Mammalia; Rodentia; Cricetidae. The record is from RefSeq and is a predicted model, not a curated record. Gene Ontology annotation, molecular function: cysteine-type exopeptidase activity; dipeptidase activity. Bases 168 to 1424 code for a protein of 418 amino acids.